Molecule: messenger RNA, 3787 nt
Organism: Macadamia integrifolia
Lineage: Eukaryota; Viridiplantae; Streptophyta; Magnoliopsida; Proteales; Proteaceae
Product: disease resistance protein Roq1-like
Exons: 6
Coding region: 66-3539 (1157 amino acids)
Biological process (GO): signal transduction; defense response
Molecular function (GO): ADP binding
Source: RefSeq, a predicted model, not a curated record
CUGGCAAUGGGCAGGGGCAGCUCUGUGUUUUUUCUCGUCUCUCAUCUCUCUCUCUGGUGGCCGAGAUGUCCUACGGAGGGUCCUCAGCUUCUUCUUCUUCCUCCCCUCAUCAGUGGGAGUAUGAUGUGUUCUUGAGUUUUUACGGUGAAGACACUCGCACCAACUUCACUGAUCAUCUCUUUAACUGGUUGGAUCGAGAUGGGAUUCACACCUUUAGAGAUGAAGAAGAGAUAGAGAAGGGAGAGGAUAUCUCUUCGGAACUGAUGGCAGCCAUAGAAGUUUCUAGGAUUGCCAUCAUCGUCUUCUCCCAGAAUUAUGCUUCUUCCACCUGGUGCCUUAAUGAGCUAGUGAAGAUCCUCGAUUGCAAAAAGAAAAACCAAAUAGAAAAGGUUAUGCCUGUUUUCUACAAGGUGGAUCCAUCUGAUGUCAGGCAUCAGCGUAACACUUAUGAGCAAGCAUUUAAGAGACACGAAAAGCGUUUCAAGAAGGAGAAGGCAAAGGUAGAGACGUGGAGGGUUGCUCUCACAGAAGCCGCGAAUUUAUCAGGGUGGCAUCAAAUAAAUGUUGCAAAUCGGCAUGAGGCGGAGCUUAUAAAGAAAAUUGGCGAACAAGUGUGGACAAUAGUGAAGCAGACACGGUUGUAUGUUGCAGACCAUCCAAUUGGGUUAGAUUCCCACAUUGAGCACAUAAGUUGUUUGUUAAAUGAUGGGGAAUUGGAUGUUAUUCGCAUCAUAGGGAUUUAUGGCUUUGGUGGAAUAGGUAAGACAACAAUAGCGAAGAGUGUUUUUAAUGAUAUGUAUACAAAAUUUGAUGGUAGCAAGUUUCUCGCUAAUGUUAGGGAGGUUUCAAGCCAACCAAACGGUUUAGCUCUGUUACAAAAAAGGCUUCUAUCUGGUGUCUUGAAUAAAAAGGAAACAUACAUAGACAUAGACAAUGUGGAUGAGGGAAUUACUAUUAUCAAAGAACGUCUAUGCCAUAAAAGAGUCUUUAUUGUUCUCGAUGAUGUGGAAGAAACAGAACAAUUCUAUAAAUUGGUUGGAGGGCAUAGUUCCUUUGCUCCAGGAAGUCGAAUCAUCCUAACAACUAGAGAUGAACGAUUGUUAAAUGGGCUGGUUGUGGAUGAAAAAUACAAAUAUAGAGUCGAGACGAUGAAUCAAGAUAAAUCCCUUCAACUUUUCAGUCAGCAUGCCUUUAAACAAAAUCAUCCAUCAGAAGAGUAUGUGAAGCUCUCAAAUGAUGUAAUAGAUUAUGCAGCAGGCCUUCCAUUAGCUCUUGUGGUUUUGGGUUCUCUUCUGUACAAAAGGAGUCAACUUGAGUGGGAAAAGGAGUUGAAGAAAUUAAAAAAGAUACCCAAUGAUCGAAUUUUAGAAAAACUUCAAAUAAGUUAUAAUGCAUUAGAUGAUUCGAACCGGACCAUAUUCCUUGAUAUAUCAUGCUUUUUCAUUGGAGAGGACAAAAAUAUUGUAAUUACAAUUCUAGAUGCUUGUGGUCUGAGCGGAGAAGUUGGAAUUAAACAUCUCAUAGAGAAGUCUCUAAUAACAAUUGAUGAAGAUAACAGGCUAUGUGCGCAUGACCUGAUUCGAGACAUGGGGAGGGAAAUUGUUCGCAAACAGUCUCGUGAGAAGCCUGGAAAACGUAGUAGACUGUGGGACAAUGAUGAUGUCAUUGAUGUAUUUAUAAACCUCACUGGAACAGAUGCAAUUGAAGGCCUUCAACUAAACUUGUAUCAUUAUAAUGUGGAAAAGUAUGGCCUGUUGACCUGUAUUGAAGGAUUUUCUAAAAUGCCUAAUUUAAGAUUACUCGAAGUUAGUAGUAUUCUAUUGUCCGACGACAAAAGAUAUUGGCAAAAUUCUCUUCAGGAGAUGGUUUAUUGUUUUAGAAACUUAGUUUGGGUUAGAUGGAACGGAUUCCCUUUUGAAUGUAUACCAAAUAAUUUUCAUUUGGAGAACCUUGUUAUUCUUGAAAUGCAACAUAGUAAACUCAAAGAAGUUUGGAAGGGAACCAAGCAUCUCAAAAAGUUGAAGGACCUCAAUCUUAGUUAUUCUCGCUACCUAACCCGUACGCCAGACUUCUCAGGGGUCCCGAAUCUUGAGAAACUGAUUCUUGAGGAUUGUGAUAGUUUGAUUGAAGUCCAUGAAAGUAUUAAUUCUCUUAAGAACCUUGUUAUUCUUAACAUGGAAGGGAGCAAAAUGAAAGAAGUUUGGAAGGGAACCAAGUAUCUCACAAAGUUGAAGGACCUCAAUCUUAGUUAUUCACACUACCUAACCCAUACGCCGGACUUCUUUGGGCUCCCAAAUCUUGAGAAACUGAAUCUCGAGGGUUGUGAAAGUUUGGUUGACGUCCAUGAAAGCAUUAAUCGUCUUGAAAACCUUGUCAUUCUUAACAUGAAAUGGAGCAAAAUCAAAGAAGUUUGGAAGGGAACCAAUUAUUUCACAAAGUUGAAGGACCUCAAUCUCAGUUAUUCUCGUUACCUAACCCAUACGCCGGACUUCUCAGGGCUCCCGAAUCUUGAGAAACUGAAUCUCACUGGUUGUGAAGGUUUGGUUGAAGUCCAUGGAAGUAUUGGUCAUCUUAAGAAACUUGUAAACUUGGAUCUACAUUAUUGCAAGAAUCUCAAGAAUCUUCCGAGUGGUAUUAGUAAAUUGGUAUCGCUUGAAACACUUGAUAUUUCUUGUUGCGAAGAACUUGAAACUCUGGGCAUGUUGAGAUGGGGUGGACUCGAGUCACUCCCAAUGCUUCCAUCAAGUUUACGUUCUCUUAAAGCAUCAGGUUGCUGGAAGUUGAGAAUGUUACCAAAUUUAUCAAACUUGAAGCACCUAAACAUGCUGGAUCUUUCAGACUGUGAUAAUUUGAUUGGAAUUGAGGGCUUAAAAGGUUUGAAGUCUGUGACUACUAUAAACCUAAAAUGGUGUUCCAAUUUGAAAUUUUUUGCCAGGAGAGACUUUCAGGUUUGUUUUCCAAUCUCUCUCUCUCUCUCUCACACACACACACACACAAGAAUGGGAAUUGGAUUUGAUUGGUUUGAUGGACAGGACUUUUGUAUAGACCUCCUUGGAAACUAUUACGUCUGUGAAAUCAGUUUGGUUGAAGAUGAAGUUCCAGAGUGGUUUAGCUUUGAAAGCGAGUCAGAUACAUGGGAAAAUCCAGAUUCAUUUUCUUGUCAGGUUACCACUCAACUUCAUAACAUGGAGAUGCAAGGGUUGAUUAUAUGCAUUGUUUCAGGUUACUUUAUUGGACCAACGAUUACAGAAGUGGUUGUAUUUCUUAAAACAAAGAAUUUUAUAUGGAGGCACGAAGUUAUAUUUGAACUUUACACAAGAACUUCGGUGAUCACGAUACCUCAUUGUGUUUGGAAGUCUAUUUCUGAAGAUGAUACUAUCAAUGUUUCAGUGGAGAAAGAAAAGUAUGGGCAUUUUGUGCUCAAGAAAAUUGGGGUCCAUUUGUUCUACACCUCUCCACAUGAGAAGGUAUCCGGGGAAGAUUCUGAGUCUAAUGCAAAGUUGUUGGCUGCUCGGGUUUCAGGUAUGGGAAGGGUGUAGCAAACUGGCCAUGGAAGGAGCUAAAGGUGUUGGAGAAGGUGUAGAUCAACUGAAUCAACCCCAACUUCAAUACAUGGAGGCAUGGAAGACAGGCUUUCAUGUUUUUUUUUUUUUUUUUUUUUCCUUUUUUUGGCUAGAAAAUAUUUUCUAUGCAUUUCUUCUUAUUUCAGUUUUGCUUUUGGUAAUCUUCUUUCUCCUUUCUUUAAUUUGUGAGGAAAUGAGUUGCGAAAUUCUGUUAGUAUAUGUUU